Apaloderma vittatum (bar-tailed trogon) is the source of this 1086-nucleotide messenger RNA. It is a transcript of the gene CDC14A, whose product is annotated as cell division cycle 14A. The record is from RefSeq and is a predicted model, not a curated record. The transcript is spliced from 10 exons. The annotation marks the transcript as partial. Lineage: Eukaryota; Metazoa; Chordata; Aves; Trogoniformes; Trogonidae. Gene Ontology annotation, molecular function: protein serine/threonine phosphatase activity; protein tyrosine/serine/threonine phosphatase activity. Gene Ontology annotation, biological process: regulation of exit from mitosis; microtubule cytoskeleton organization; cilium assembly. Gene Ontology annotation, cellular component: nucleolus; mitotic spindle; spindle pole.
GAUCGGUUGUACUUCGCUACUUUACGGAAUAAACCGAAGAACACGGUGAACACCCACUACUUCUGCACGGACGAGGAGCUGGUCUAUGAGAACUUCUAUGGAGACUUUGGGCCUUUAAAUUUGGCAAUGUUGUACAGAUACUGCUGUAAACUAAAUAAGAAAUUAAAGUAUUUCAGUCUAUCAAGAAAGAAGAUAGUGUACUAUACCAGUUUUGACCAGCGGAAACGAGCAAAUGCAGCUUUUUUAAUAGGUGCAUAUGCUGUGAUAUACCUGAAGAAAACACCAGAAGAAGCUUACAGAACGCUUUUGUCUGGAUCUAAUCCACCGUAUCUUCCAUUUAGGGAUGCUUCGUUUGGGAACUGCACAUACAAUCUUACCAUCUUGGACUGUUUACAGGGAAUAAAUAAGGCUUUGCAGCAUGGAUUUUUUGACUUUAAGACAUUUGAUGUGGAUGAAUAUGAACACUAUGAGCGAGUGGAAAAUGGUGAUUUCAACUGGAUUGUUCCAGGAAAAUUUUUAGCGUUUAGUGGACCACACCCAAAAAGCAAACUUGAAAAUGGUUAUCCUCUUCAUGCACCUGAAGCCUACUUUCCUUAUUUCAAGAAACAUAAUGUCACAUCAAUCAUAAGACUAAAUAAAAAAAUUUAUGAGGCAAAACGCUUUACUGAUGCUGGUUUUGAGCAUUAUGACCUGUUCUUCAUAGAUGGAAGCACGCCGAGUGACAGUAUAGUUCACAGGUUCCUGAACAUCUGUGAAAACGCUGAUGGUGCUAUUGCUGUACAUUGUAAAGCUGGCCUGGGGAGAACAGGAACACUGAUUGCCUGCUACAUAAUGAAACACUAUAAGUUCACACAUGCUGAAGCCAUUGCUUGGAUAAGAAUAUGUCGACCAGGCUCUAUUAUAGGACCCCAACAACACUUCUUGGAAGAGAAGCAAGCAAUGUUAUGGCUGGAGGGAGAUGUCAUCCAAUCAAAACAGAAACAACGAGUAGUUGAUGGAAACAUUAACAGAGUUCUUUGUGGUUUGAGUGACAUUUCACUCAGUGAUAGCUUGAAUGAAGUACAAGACUUGGAUCAAUACAGGGAG